Adineta ricciae is the source of this 2010-nucleotide messenger RNA. The record is from the annotation of a GenBank genome assembly. Lineage: Eukaryota; Metazoa; Rotifera; Eurotatoria; Adinetida; Adinetidae.
AUGCCCUCCAAAAGAAAAUUUUCAAGACAACGAACAUCUACUCUGCUUCGACACCACGUUCAUGAUGCUCUCAAAGAAAAUAUUCCACCUUUUGAUGGUUUAUCAUCGAUUGAACCUUCCUUUUCUUCCAACGAUGUGACACCUCGCUCUGUUUUAACUCUCAAGAGACACAGUACCACUCGAUCUCCAUCACCAAUACACGCUAAGGCACUGUCUAUCGACACUUCAUCAAGUCGAUUAUCUCGUGCCGAUCAAGCAUCGACCUCGAUGACCUUUUCAACACCAUCGUUUUCUCGUUUGUCUCUCUCUUCCAAUCAAACUCCGUCUUUUACUCGGUUUUCCAGUGAUUCUCAUCGGGGAGCUUCUCUUGAAAAGCUCCAGACCGUCUCUGUAUCUGUCGAAGAUGAAGCACCAUUCGACUUUUAUCAAAUGGUUCACAUUCAAUCUCUUCUCAAUGUCGUCAAACAAAUGAUCUGUCCAUCAUGCCAUGAAAUGUGGCAUGGAAAUAUGUCUGUAAAAAAAAGAGAAGGUGAAAAAUCUUCUACUGUCUUUAAAUCAAUUUUAAUUUCGGCUGUAGGACUGUUUGCAAGUAUUGAAUUCAUGUGCCAGUGUUCGCAUAUAAUCAACAUGAGCACGUCUCCACAAGCACCGAAUUCUCGCCAUCGAGAAAUCAAUUUACGCGCGACUACAGGAGCACUGUUGAGUGGAAUCGGCCAUUCUGGAUUAUGCAAACUUCUUUCGGCUCUCAACAGCCCCCCACCUGUCGAUGAAGAUAACUUCACAGAAACUUUACGCCACAUCGAACCGAUCUUGUCAUCGUUCAAGGUUGCUGCCAUGUCUAGUGCGGUGGAGGAAGCGGUUACAAAACAAGGAACUCGAGAUCUGACGGUUUCCGGUGACGGUAGCUGGCAGAAGAGAGGCUUUUCUAGCACUCAUGGAGUCGUCGCAGUAAUUUCUUCGAAUUGCGGUGCGAAGGUUUUGGAUAUCGAACGACUCUCAAAGCGAUGCACCAUUUGUCAAGGCGCCUUGUCGAUCAAGCUUAAAAAUCCGGAAAAAUAUCAGAUGAUCAUGACUCAACACGAAUGUCAAACGAAUUUUUCCGGCGCUUCAGGUUCGAUGGAGGUGAACGGACUUCAUGCAAUCUUCAAACGAUCUGUCGAACGUCAUAACGUCCGAUACGCGAAAUACAUUGGGGACGGUGACGCCAAGGUUGUUCCUCGGUUGACAGAAGAUCCUCCGUAUUCUGAUCUACAAAUUCAAAAACUGGAGGAUUUGAAUCAUUUCGCGAAGAAAAUGUAUAAUCGGUUGGACAAGAGAAAGAAAGAACUGAAGGGCCAAGUCAUUGAAGGUCGAAAAGGCAUUGGUGGGUUGGGUCGAAUCACAGAGGCGGUCAUGGUCAAACUUAAGUGGUAUUACUGCACAGCGAUCACCUCAAACAAAACCGAUUUGGAGAUGAUGUAUCAGGCAGCAUGGGCUAUCUUCAAGCACAAAAUCUCAACAAAUUCAGAUCCUCACCACGAAUGGUGCGAUCCAAAAUUUUGUGGCUACAUAAAAGCCAAACUUACUCGACAACCAUAUGACCACACACGACAUGCAAUUUCACCGGCGAUUAUGGAGGCGAUAAAGCCAGUGUUUGAAGAACUAUGUUCCCGCGAAGUACUGACUCGAGCGUUGAAUGGAGCUAGCCAAAACUCCAAUGAGGCAUUUCAUUCUGUCCUCUGGACUUUCGCACCGAAAAAUCGAUACACCAGCGGUACAAUUAUGGACGCAUGUGUUUCAAUUGCUGUUGUUGUUUUCAACGAAGGUUAUCUGUCCCUUGGCCCGUUCUUUCGUCAACUAUGUGGUUCCGUUGGUGUCUACACAUCUUUCGGCCUCAAUCGACUCGAUCAAGGUCGGAUUCAAAGAGAACGUCUGAAGCUGCGUCGAAAAGAGGAGCGACAGCAACAAGGCAUAAAGCCGCCAGAAGUUGAAGAAGAAGAGACUGAUGAUUAUCGCGCUGGAGAGUACUAA